Messenger RNA from Oryza brachyantha (malo sina), 1700 nucleotides. RefSeq names its product putative L-cysteine desulfhydrase 2. The record is from RefSeq and is a predicted model, not a curated record. NCBI's taxonomy places the organism in Eukaryota, Viridiplantae, Streptophyta, Magnoliopsida, Poales, Poaceae.
ACGGCGUCGUCGACGGCGCAUCCCCCCGCGGCGAAGCGGCCCCGCGCGGCGGUGAUCACCGACGCCGAGGUCCGCACCGAGUUCGCGCACCACGACCGCGCCGUGGCGCGCCUCAACAACGGCAGCUUCGGCUGCUGCCCGGCGUCCGUGCUCGCGGCGCGGGCGCGGUGGCAGCGCCUCUUCCUGGCGCAGCCCGACGCCUUCUACUUCCACCACCUCCAGCCGGGCCUCGCCCGCUCCCGCGCCGCGGUCGCCGCGGCCGUCGGCGCCGGGGACGCCUCCGAGGUCUCCCUCGUCGACAACGUCACCACGGCCGCCGCCAUCGUCAUGCAGCACGUCGCCUGGAGCUUCGCGGAGGGGGACUUCGCGCGCGGCGACGUGGUGCUCAUGUUCCUCUACACUUACUGCUCCGUCAAGAACUCCAUCCACGCCUACGUCGCCCGCGCCGGCGCCGCCGUCGUCGAGGUGCGCCUCCCCUUCCCCGUGGCCUCCGCGGACGCCAUCGUCGCCGAGUUCCGCGCGGCGCUCGCGGUGGCCAAGGACGGCGGGCGCCGACGCGUCCGGCUCGCCGUCAUCGACCACAUCACCUCCAUGCCCACCGUCCUCAUCCCGGUGAAGGAGCUCGUCGCCAUCUGCCGCGAGGAGGGCGUCGACAAGGUGUUCGUCGACGCGGCCCACGCCAUAGGGCAGGUGCCCAUCGACGUGAACAACAUCGGCGCGGAUUUCUACGCCAGCAACCUCCACAAGUGGUUCUUCUGCCCCUCAGCCGUCGCCUUCAUCCACACCCGCAAGGACGACCCGGUGGCCUCCCAGCUCCACCACCCCGUCGUCUCCAGCGAGUACGGCAACGGCCUCCCGAUGGAGAGCGCCUGGAUCGGGGUGCGCGACUACAGCGCGCAGCUCGUCGUGCCCGACGUCAUCGACUUCGUCAACCGCUUCGAGGGCGGCCUCGAGGGGAUCCGCACACGGAACCACGACAAGGUGGUCGAGAUGGGCACGAUGCUCGCCGACGCAUGGGGCACGUUCCUCGGCACGCCGCCGGAGAUGUGCGGGAGCAUGAUCAUGGUGGGGUUGCCCGGCGCCCUGGGCAUCGGGAGCGAGGACGACGCCGACAGGCUGAGGACGAUGCUGAGGAAGCAGUUCAAGGUGGAGGUGCCGCUCUACUACAAUUCCAGGGCGGCGGAGGCGCCGCCGGAGAUGGUGAAGGACAGCAACGGCGAUCCGGUGACGGGGUACGUGAGGAUCUCGCACCAGGUGUACAACGUCCGGGAGGACUACGAGGCACUCAGAGACGCCGUCGCUAAGCUCGUCGCCGACGGCUUCACCUGCAGAAAGUUACGGCCUUCUGAGAAGCAAGAAACUCUGCCACAUGAGGAAUUGACAUCCAGCCAGGCAGCCAGCUCUCGCAAUGGAAGGCUUCAUCACUGAAUUGCAAUUCUCCAUGUACAAUUGUCAUCUCCUCCUUCAGUUGAUUUAUUGGGUACAUUCUGGAACUGAAAGUCCUGCCGAUAACACGCGUUCACGCUGUUCCUCCUCAUUUUUGACUUUUUGAGCUGCAAGAAUGUAAGAAUAACCAUAGAGCUUUGCGGCUGUUGUACUUGUUGCAGUGACUGUUGUAUUGUUGAGCUUCAGCCCCUGUGAACUCUUUGGGCAAGAAUAAUAGAUCAAACGGGCCAGAUCCUAUGGCUACUUUACUUGUA